Molecule: messenger RNA, 939 nt
Organism: Fulvia fulva
Lineage: Eukaryota; Fungi; Ascomycota; Dothideomycetes; Mycosphaerellales; Mycosphaerellaceae
Product: Hydroxysteroid dehydrogenase-like protein 2
Exons: 3
Coding region: 1-939 (312 amino acids)
Molecular function (GO): oxidoreductase activity
Source: RefSeq, a predicted model, not a curated record
AUGUCCGGAAACAAGCCAGUCGCGAUCGUUAUUGGAGCUUCAAGAGGCAUUGGAAGACAGGUCGCUAUCGAUCUAGCCAGAGCAGGCUAUGCUGUCGUCGUAGCAGCCAAGACAGAAAGCGACGCCUCGAAAUGCAAACCUUUCCCUCCCAAUCCCAACUCCUCCGCAUCCACAAUCAACACCGUCGCCCGUGAGAUCACAGAACUGCACAAUGGCACCGCUCUCCCCGUCGCCGUUGACGUUCGCUCGUACGAGAACAUCCAGGCGAUGGUCGCAACCACAGUCAAGAAAUAUGGCCGGAUCGAUGUAGUGGUCUAUAACAGCGGCGCUAUAUGGUGGAGCAGUGUUGAGAAAACACCCAUGAAACGAUUCCAGCUCAUGCAGAGGGUGAAUCCGGAGGGCUUGUAUGGCACUGUGCAGGCAGUGUUGCCGGAGAUGUAUAGGAAUGGAGGGAAGGGAAAAGGGCGGAUUGUGGUUAUCAGCCCGCCGAUCUAUUCGAGGUUCUUCAAGGGGAAGACGGCGUAUUCUAUGGGGAAGGUUGGGAUGAGUGUGUUGACAAUGGGGUUGGCGGUGGAUUUUGAGAGGGAGGGAAGGGAGGAUAUGGCGAUUACGAGUUUAUGGCCGGCUGCGGCCAUCGAGUCUGCUGCUACACAGAGUGGGGAUGGAGUAGAAGACCUACGAAAGGAUCUCAGGACUCCUGACAUCUUCUCUGAUGCCAUUCUGUCCAUGAUCAAGGCUCCAGCCAAGGAUGUCUCGGGCAAGACCUUUCUCGACGAGGACUAUCUGAGAGACCACGAUGGCGUGAGGGACUUCAGCAAGUAUGCGCUCAUCUCGGGCUCUACACCACGGAGGAUCAUGCCCUUGAAGCUCCCAGAUCUUACAGUGGCAGAGCAAGAUGACGAGGGGGUGAGGAUGGAAAGCUCUAAGGCGAGACUAUAA